AGCAAAAGCUAGUCUCCUUCAUGUAACAGCUGUUGCGGGAACCAUGGCAGCCACUUCGUUCAACUCUUUGCCUCUGUUCUCUCUCUCUCGCUCCGGCCACCGAAACUUCAUAUACGAUCCAGUAUCCAGUUCCUUGUGUUGGGUUGCACACUGUUUUGAAAGUUCUGAUUUUUGCAUGAUUCAGGAGUAACGGAAAGAAGGAAACUUUAAGGAAAAUAGACAGAGUUUUCGUGUUUAGCACCAUGGAGAAGUCUGACUUUGACCUGGACCUCAUUGGCAUUUCAGGAUUGCCCACUGGAGAAUUUUCCAACAAAGAUGAAUGAUGAUAAAAACACUGAACCAGUGACUAAUUUAAGCCUCGCUCAGGGUCAUUCCAAUCAGUGCAUUCAGAGAAUUUUGAACAAUGAGGAUCCAGGUGCAGGUGCAAAUGCAGCUUCAAGGGUAGACAUGACAUUUGUGGCCACCGACCCCCUGUCCGAAUUGGUUUGGUCUCCCCAGAAAGGUUUGAGUCUUAGAUGUGCCGAUGGAAGUUUCUCCAACAAGAAACCCUCUCUUUUAUGGGGUGUGGGAUCUACCAAAAUGGGAAGUGGAUCUAGUUCUGAUAUGCCUACCUCUAAUAAUAACAAACCUAUCAAUGAAAAAGAUUUUAUGGGAUCUCUAGCAGCACGAAAUAUUGGCAGUGAAGUGGCAGGAGGAGAUAAUUACAUUAUAUCUCCUACAAGCAAUGCAGGUAUCAUGCCAUUGAGUGGAUCAAGUCAUGAACUCAGGACAGCUGGUGAUCAGGCAGAGGAAAUGAAAAAUGCAACGGACAUUUCUUUCCUACAGAGAGAGGAUCGAAAUAAUAAAGACAAAACCGGACUGGAAGUGGUACAAAAUAAUCAAAAGGAACCUAUUGGCAGCGCUACAAAUGUUGGUGAUAGGAAUCAUGCUUUAGGAAUGGAAAUUGUUUUGGCCUCUGAAAUUCAUAGUGUAAAACAAUGUGAAGCUUAUGAUACUAAAAUGCAGAAUAAAGGAAAAGGACUCGAAGAAUCAACUUCAGUUAUAGGCAAAGAAAGCAAAAAUACAAUUGUCAUUGAGGCCCCUGGAACUUUUCCCUUGGAAAGAUUGGAGUCGACUGCUGAGAAUGAUUUAGAAAGUCCACUUGGUGAAAAUGUUUAUGAUCGGACAACUAGGAUUGUACCAUUGGAAUCUGCUGAUAGAGGUGAAAUUAACACUCGGCAGAAUAAUGAGUUACUUCCCAUAGACCUGGCAGUUAAACAGUCUCCCACUAACAGAAGAAUCCAAAGGGACAAGAAAGGCAAAUGUAAGGCCUUAUCUGAUGGAGAUGCAAAUGAAAUCAUGUUAAAUGAGGAGGAUGGGAGCCACGAGAGUGUUGAAAGCUGCAACAGCGCUGGGCUAUUUUCAACUGGAAAACGGCCAUGGAACUUUGAGCAACAAUUGAUUGUAGGGAGCAAAAGAGUAAAAAGGCAAAUCCAAGAAAGUCCUAGUUCUUCAUUAAUCAUCAAACAAGAUAGCUCAUUCAUGAAUUGGAUCUCAAACAUGAUGAAGGGUUUCUCGAAAUCAAGUAAAGGAGAGGUACCUUCUCUUUCUCCUGCCCUUGCAAAUUGCAGUAACAGACAUGAUAAUCCUGAUCAGAAUCUUAUUACAUGCAACAGAAACGAAGAUACUGGGUCCAAAACUAUAGGAUUCCAGUCCAUUUUUCAGUCCUUGUAUUGCCGAAACACAAAAGUGCAAGAAGUUGCCUCAUCAAAUAUUGAUCAUCCAACAGAAGGAUUGAAAGAACAGGAGCUGGAUAACAAGAUAUGUGAUUUGAAUGCUACUCCAAUAGCUUGUCGUUUGAAGACUGGUAAUGUUUACAAACGGUUUCUGCCAUCAAAUGAUAGAUUCAAUGAGUCUGCAUCUGGCAGUCAAGCAAGUCCAGUGAUCCAUUGUAAAGAUUUAGCUAUGAACUUUGCUGUCAUUCAGGAAAACAACAGGAGUAACUUGUUAGUGAACAAAAGUUCAUGCAAUUUGGCAACUGAUAAGGGGAAAGAUGGAACAAGCUCCAAUUCUUCUCGGGAUAAACAUAAGAAAUACAGUUUUGAGAAAAUUGAUUGUGGACCACCAUUUGAAGGAAAGACAGCCUGUAACUUUGGUCCCAAAGGUGAUCCAUUGGAAAGUUUGUGGAUAGCUCGGUUUACUCCAAAAACUUCUGGUCCUUUGUUGAACCAGGAUCCUUCCAACAAAAGUACUGGUGAGGCUCUUGACUGCUCUUCUGAUGACCAGAGGCAGAAACCUCAAGUGCAGAACCCUCUUUGUUCGUUUGAUGAACAUGAAAAUGAAGAGCCUCUGCAUGAGGGAAAUAGUGGUACUGCUGCUGAGUCUUUAUUUGGUCCCUAUAGAAUCAAAGAAUUCCAUGAUGAGAAGUCCAUGUAUAAACAAAACCCUACCAAACCUUCUCCAAGCUUGAAAAAUUCAGAGGCAAUGGCUUCUGUCUUUGCUAGGCGAUUGGAUGCCCUCAAACACUUAACGCCAUCAAAUGAACCAGAUCAUGCAGCUCAUGCAACUGUGAUCUGCCUUUUUUGCGGCGUAAAGGGUCACCAAUUGCAAGAAUGUUCAGAGAUAACUGAUACGGAGCUUGAAGAUAUUCUGAGAAAUAUGAAUUCAUAUAAUGAUGUAAAAGAACUGCCUUGUGUUUGUAUCAGAUGCUUUCAGCUCAAUCACUGGGCUGUUGAAUGUCCCAUUGCAUGCUCAAGAGUGAGGAAUCAAACAGAAUGUGAUGCAUCUUUGGUCAACCAAUGCCGUCCUAGCAAAAUGCAGCUUGAUGCAAGAAAUGAAGACCAUACAAAGAUAAAAGAAAUUGCUGCUGGUUCACUUGCACUUUGUGAUAGGCAUGAUUCUAGAAUGGAGAAAGAUCUGAAUUUGGCCUGGAAAUUGAAUGAAGCUGCUAAUUCUGGAGAAAUGAAAUUGAAUGCAAAACUUGUUGGCAAAGAAAUUGCUUCAAGUUCCAGGGAGAAAAAGUUGAAAGAAAACCUAGUGGCACCUUUAUAUGAAUCUAGCAAUAGCCAGAUAUCUGAUGUACCAAAUGGAAUCUUUGAUGCCAUAAGAAAGCUUCGUUUGUCCAGAACAGAUAUUCUCAAAUGGAUGAACUCCCACAUGCCACUCUCACAUCUUGAUGGUUUUUUCCUGCGCUUGCGGCUCGGAAAGUGGGAAGAGGGACUUGGGGGAACUGGAUAUUAUGUAGCCUGCAUUACUGGAGCACAAAUGGAUAAUUCGCCACAGAAAUCCAAAAAAUCUAUCGGUGUUGAUGUAGGUGGAAUCAAAUGUCUAGUUGAAAGUCAGUAUGUCUCCAACCAUGGAUUCCUUGAGGAUGAGCUUGUGGCGUGGUGGUCUGCUACCUCAAGGAGUGGCCACAAGUUGCCUUCCAAAGAAGAGUUAAGAUUGAAAGUUGAAGAGAAGAAAAUGUUAGGAUUUUAGGCAAAACUUAUUUGCAGAUGAUAGUUCCAAGUAGUUUGGAGUCAAUUCUUACACAAAUGUAAAGUUACAAGGAUGUCAAAGGUGAGCCAUGUUUGAUCAAACAUUUAACAGUUGAUCCAAUGGCCGAAGGUUAGUAUGCAUAAGCUUAAACAGUCGACAAAUCAUCAUCGUUGCAAGACUGUCCAUCAAAUCAAAGCUAUGAACCCAAAUCAAAGAGACAACGACUAGAAUCGAAAACAACGUACGUGCAUAUAGAAGAAAAAAGCCAGAAAGUAGAUAUGAACAUGUUAAAAUAUAAAUAUAUGUUAAGCUCUAAGCUGAAUAAGAUUUGACAGAUAUGAUGAUGGUGAUAUUAAUUUAUCAUGUAUAAUUUAUUAAUCAUUGUUCAAUAUUUCUAUUGAAUAAAAGAAAAUCCCUUUUUCUUGAAA
Molecule: messenger RNA, 3884 nt
Organism: Manihot esculenta (cassava)
Lineage: Eukaryota; Viridiplantae; Streptophyta; Magnoliopsida; Malpighiales; Euphorbiaceae
Exons: 7
Coding region: 316-3456 (1046 amino acids)
Molecular function (GO): DNA binding; zinc ion binding
Source: RefSeq, a predicted model, not a curated record